Messenger RNA from Pterocles gutturalis (yellow-throated sandgrouse), 753 nucleotides. It is a transcript of the gene SYT7, whose product is annotated as synaptotagmin VII. Gene Ontology annotation, molecular function: calcium-dependent phospholipid binding; phosphatidylserine binding; SNARE binding. The record is from RefSeq and is a predicted model, not a curated record. Gene Ontology annotation, cellular component: synapse; axon; synaptic vesicle. Gene Ontology annotation, biological process: vesicle fusion; calcium-ion regulated exocytosis; regulation of calcium ion-dependent exocytosis. NCBI's taxonomy places the organism in Eukaryota, Metazoa, Chordata, Aves, Pterocliformes, Pteroclidae.
CUGUCCCCAGGCUCCGAGGAUGACGAGGGUCACGAUGGCGUCAGCCGGGAGAACCUUGGCCGCAUCCAGUUCAGCGUUGGCUACAACUUCCAGGAGUCCACCCUGACCGUCAAGAUCAUGAAGGCGCAGGACCCGGCCAAGGACUUCAGCGGCACCAGCGACCCCUUCGUCAAGAUCUACCUGCUCCCCGACAAGAAGCACAAGCUGGAGACCAAGGUGAAGAGGAAGAACCUCAACCCGCACUGGAACGAGACCUUCCUCUUUGAAGGGUUCCCCUAUGAGAAGGUGGUGCAGCGGGUGCUGUACCUCCAGGUCCUGGAUUACGACCGCUUCAGCCGCAACGACCCCAUCGGGGAGGUCUCCAUCCCCCUCAACAAGGUGGACCUCACCCAGAUGCAGACCUUCUGGAAGGACCUGAAGCCCUGCACCGAUGGCAGCGGGAGCCGUGGGGAGCUGCUACUGUCGCUGUGCUACAACCCCUCCGCCAACUCCAUCGUGGUGAACAUCAUCAAAGCACGGAACCUCAAAGCCAUGGACAUCGGGGGCACGUCAGACCCCUACGUGAAGGUGUGGCUGAUGUACAAGGACAAGCGGGUGGAGAAGAAGAAGACCGUGGUCAUGAAGCGGUGCCUGAACCCCGUCUUCAACGAGUCCUUCGCCUUCGACAUCCCCACGGAGCGGCUGCGCGAGACCACCAUCGUCAUCACCGUCAUGGACAAGGACCGGCUGAGCCGUAACGACGUCAUCGGCAAG